Clunio marinus is the source of this 909-nucleotide messenger RNA. The record is from the annotation of a GenBank genome assembly. Lineage: Eukaryota; Metazoa; Arthropoda; Insecta; Diptera; Chironomidae.
CAGUUUACAUUAAGCACAGCAAUGAACUUACAAGUUGGCAUUCUUUUGAUAACAAUCAGUUUAUGCACUGCAUCGACUCUUAAAUGUACUUUCAAGAACGAUUUCGUGUUUCGAAAAUAUAGUUGUGUCGUUAAAGAGUUGAAGAUUGAAAAUCGUAAUACACGAAUCACAUUUAUAGAAGGACAACAUGAAAUGACGAAGUCAAAUGACGAUGUUGAGUGCCUCAGAGUGGAAAGAAUUCAAACGAUGGAAUUUUUCACGAAUGAUUUCUUUCUGAAGUUUCCAAACAUGCAAAAUCUCGCGAUUCACGAUGGCCCACUAAAACAUUUGUUGCGGGGUGAUUUUGCAAUGGCAGAUAAUCUCGUGAGCAUUCACAUAACUCAUACUGAUGUGACAGAUUUAGAGGAUUACGUUUUCUUUGGAACGAAAGUGCUGAAAACGCUCAAUCUUCGUGAAAACAAAAUCCGAACAAUUGCAGAAAACGCGUUCAAAGGAUUGAUGACGUUGAAGUUUUUGACUCUCAGCUAUAACGAGAUUCAUAUGCUUCACAUGAAUAUAUUUAAAGAUCUUAACUUUCUCGAGCAAUUAUCUCUCGGAUCAAACAAGUUGCGACACAUUGAUGAGAACUUGUUCAGCAAAAAUCGACAUCUCGAAAUCAUUUUCCUCGAUAACAAUCAACUCACGUCGAUAAGUGGAAACAUGUUUUCUCGAAAUGAAAAUCUUCGGGAAAUUUACAUGGAUAAUAAUCAAAUCAAACAUGUCAGCAACAUUCCUGAGUUUCUUACAAAUCUCAAGCAGUUGGAAGUUGCAGUUUUCUCUAACAACACUUGUGUUAAUUCAAUGUUUCUCAUUACGAAAGGCUUUUAUCCUCCAUAUGAAAGAAUCUUCGAAAAUUGUCAAAUCUUUUAA